This is a messenger RNA of Amoebophrya sp. A25, 12072 nucleotides long. The record is from the annotation of a GenBank genome assembly. NCBI's taxonomy places the organism in Eukaryota, Dinophyceae, Syndiniales, Amoebophryaceae.
AGCAGCUAUCAUAUUAAUGGAGUUGAGCAUAGUGCAGACGCUGCCUCAAUAACCAGUGAAGAUGGAAGUUCAGGAGCCCGCCCAUUACCUUUAUCGUCAGAGAGUAAAAGUGAUUUUGCUCUUGCCAACAAUUUCGCUGGAGGAAGUAGACGCCCGGUAAUAGAUGAAACUACAUCAAGCUCAUCCACUUCCCGAGAUGGAGGAGGGAAACUUCUACCUGCUGGAAAAAGUGGAAGUACGACGAACAUUGAAUCCGAGCGCGGAACGAUAUCAGAUUAUAAAGACUUCCUGCAUCCUGGAGCUUCAUUUACGUGAAGGAGCGACGAUUUUUUCAUCUCUUAAAAGAGAUCAUGAGGAUGUGUUGCUCUAAUUCUUUUUGUCGCGGAAGUGCCUGCUGCAUAGGACCACUUGGGCAAGGGCGUCCAAACACCUUGCAAGGAAAUUGUCUGGAUGUUUCCCGAUGCGCAGCUGCGGGAAGAAAAAGGAUUAGGAUUAAGAUCGCUUUAUCAUUAUCUACCGUUAGCUGAAGAGUAUCGAUGUCACUUCUACUGGCAAUCAUGUAGAAGAACAUCGUCCCACCUAGCAUUCUAGGAAGUCCUCAUCUAGAAGAAGAACAUUACUAGCAAUGCCGCGCAGCUAUCUAGUACUUCUUCAUGAGUUUCAUCUCUCUUGCCUGAAGCAUUGUACUAGCGAUACCCAAUAUUUCAACAACUCUUGAUAAUAUUCAAAAUACUUUUACCCCUGUCCUCAACUCUUGUUGAGACGCCUAUCGUCCUCCUUCAAUAUACCUGCGCAGAGGCAAACGUCUCCAAAUGGCGCAAAGAGGAAAUAUGCGCUCGUAUUGUCCUUUUUUGGACGUGUACCGGAUGAAAAAGGAGUCCGCAACUUCCUGCCUAAUCUAGGUUAUGGCUUACCAUAGCAGCUAUGUAUGAUUAUGAUACAUAUCUGCGAAUGAUUUACAUUAAGGUUAUGGCUUAUCAUAGCUCUCCUAAUUUAGUCCUCCUCUUUUCCUAUUCUAGUCCUCUUAGAUCAUUGAUUACUGCUUAUGUAGUCCCUUUCUUCAUUGAAGGGAUCCAUUUCUUAGCUGAGGGCGUGUUUGUUUUCAUGAAGUUGUAUUUGUAAGAGGUGAAGGUCAUGUAGCUGAAGAUGAGUUAUUCUGUUGUUGAUUCGGUAAUGCUGCUACUGUUACUGACCAGUCUUCACGAUUGUAGUUCAUCUUCAUCAGACCCAGAGCUAACUGCUCACUUACUUCGUUUCCUUAACCUUAUCAUACCUAGCAUGUUGUGAAGAUUCAUCUGGUGAGCAGAGUAUGACCCAUAUGGUUAUCGCCUGUAGCAUCAAACGCAUCUAAUCGGGAAGCAUGCAACUUGCGAGACAACGAAUUUUAGAGGAGGCCAACGACGUGGAAGUUGAUAUCGUUCUUUUAGUCCAUCCUAUGAAACAAAAAAGUGCACUCACACGACGGACUGCUCAACUUCAAACUGCCUAUUGAGUAGGAUUAUUUAAGGAGGACGAAAUAGGCAACUAGGAUUUGAGUACUAUGUAUUUAACUUCUAAUGAUCACUAGAGAACUAGCUCUAGCCACUUUUUUGAGUAAAAAAAUGAGUGCACGUAUUUUUUUCUGUUAUACAUCCAGGGAGAACCUUGGAGAAACAGAACUACGAUCCUAUGACUUCCAGCUCUUUGCUUGCAGAACUGCAGAAACCACCAUAUUCAACUAUGGUAAAGAUUAAGUUAUGAAGUAGGAGAAGGGGAUGAAAAUAAGCCUGAAGAAACUUCACAUGAAAUUGAAAUGCAGAUAGUAGAAAUAGACGUAGAAGUCGAAGUAGUAAUAAGUAUAACCAUUGAUGUAGCAAUCAAGUUGAAACUUCGAAUCAAUAUGGAACUGCAAAAAAGAUAAUAGACGUAGUGUUAGGGUGUAAGAUUUGUAACAUUCUUUCUGCAUUUGUACAGUCUUCAUCAAAUUCAUCGACUUUCACUACCUAUGAUGCCCGAAAACAACCCUCACAACAAUUAUUACCUUAGUAGUGCAUAAGCAUUAUAUAGCAUAUUUUUAUCUCCACGCUCGCCACCUUCGUCUAGUCGUAGUCCUCUCUUUUUAAGUAUUCUUUAUUCAUGUUCAUGUCGCGCGUGACCCGUCAUCCCCUUCCCGACUUGUCCCUCGUCCCCGUUUUUCAUGAUUCCGAGUUUCCUGAACCCUUCCCUCCCUGUUCAUAAAUGCGAGUUCCGUGGACGAUACCUCCAUCAAGUUUGUUUGACAAAGGAAACGCCGGAUGGUGCGGCGAGCAGGACUUUAUGGCGCCACUCAUUGAGAACAGAGGUCAGCUGAGGCUCAAAGCGAUUCAUUUCCAAGGGUCGUUUUCCCCUGUUUCCUUCUUGGGAAUCUGAAGCGAUGAAGUGAAGAAAUGACUUUUUUUGAGCUGUAAGUGAGGGGGCGAAUGGCGUUGCGCCUAAGUAAGUAAAAGGGAAAAGGAGGACCGCCAUGUCCCUCAUAGUACACAACCGCUCUCAACAAGUAGAAGCAUGCAAGGACGUUCUUCUAAGCACUUGGUUCGGUUACAUGCCUUAGCCCUAACCGAUUACCACGCCAUUGCGUACUACGAUAGCGAUGUGGAGUUGCGAGGGUCAUACACUUAUGACGGGCAGGACUCGCGUCUUCUAGUGGGCACUUGACUUGUGCUUGUCGCGUCUUCUAGUGGCUUCUAAAUCCGAAACUUUUUAUUUCAUCAGUGGUUGCAUCACGGUCAUGGAGUUGAAGAUGCGAAUUUCUACAAGCUAAUGAUAAUAUUUGGAUCUUCAUCAUCUUCUAGCAGCUCAUAAAAGACCUGUCAAUUAUUGUUUCAGUUCCCUUCUAACUUCAAGACCUGUUUCACUGUGUGGAUGGAAUGGACGUGGUGCUAACCACGACAGGUGGGAUUGGAGAGCCACUAAACGUAGGCUUCUUCGCCUUAAAACCGAAAACUGCUCUGCUUGAAGCAGCGAAAGAAUUUUCCAUGACUGCUAUUAUGGAAAAUACGCGUCGUGCAAUUGCAAAAUCAAUAAAAGCAGUAAGUAGGUGGCUAUCACGAGGUGAAGCGAGGACACGACUCCGAUUGUGACUAGAUGAAAAAUCAAUCCACGUAGACUUGAGUUAGGCCACGAUGAUCAUCGGAUGAUGGUGAGACGCUAUUAAGACUCUAGAAGAUAGUUCCCCAUUGGAUGAAGAUCUCUUUUUGAGCUAUCAUUUUCAACUGGAUCAGAUCUCUUGAUGCGUUACGACUCUCGAUGGUGCAGGAGGAUGUAUAACCUAACCUAAUACUUAACCAUCGUUUUGAAUGCUGUUUUCUUGAUGCAGCAUCACGACUCUUGAUGCACCAGGAUUCACAACCUAACCUAGCCAUCGUCUAUGUCUAUGUUCCACUCGCUGUUGACGCAUCGUCUAAUCCAGCCUUUGAGCCAAAAAAAGGAGGUUGGGCUAACGCCGGCUUUUGGCCGAGUCAGUACUAUUUUAUCGGCGCAGAAUGCGGACAGGGGUAUUGGCUUACCUUCUUCUAUUACGGCCUCCCCUAGUAGUCCAUCUUCUUCUCAAGCAUCAAGGAAGAAAUGGCCUCUCAAGUGCUUAACUUAGCGCACUUGAACAGUCGCCAUUCGACGACUGUUCAUCACCCUACCCGUGAACAGUCUAAUUCCAUCGCUUGGACAAUGCAAAAGUGCAAGCCGCUUACAAAAAAGCCGGUGUCCCUUUGGAUUCAGUACGCGCCGCUAGCAUAGAUAGGUGUGUGUGGAACUAUCAGACCUCCUCAGGAUGCGAGACACCUAUUAUGAAGAAUUAUUUGUGUUUCAUGAUCGUGGAUAUAAUGCCCAUCGCAAACAUAAUCGUUUGGUAUGAUUGAUUUAGAUUUUCUUGAUAGUAAUGCUAGAGGUAGGUCAAUGAAACAUAAAAAUUGUUCGAACAAGCAGGUGCCUCCUGGUGGUUGUAUGUCUAUGCCGUAUGCCAAUACUCUUGGAAGAUUACUCUAACACGAUAAUCUUACCUGCAUGCCGAUUGUAGCUGUGCACGAUGCGUUAGUCGUGAUGUUGACACGUUUCUUGUUGUCUGGUAUGCUGAGUCAUGCAUGAAGGUAGAAAUUCAAACUUGUACUAGUAAACUACAAGAAGUUUUAGAAGCAAUCCAUGAAGUCUCCUUCACCUUCUCUAAUUUUCGCAAACUCCCGACAUGUGAGUUGGUGCGUGGCCACCACAAGCCGGCUGAGAUGGGAAGUGAUGCUGGAGAAUGCCUGAAAAAAGGGCUAAAGCAACUACGUGCAGAAAAAGCUGUGGCCCUCGGCUCUUCCUCAACAGUACAAUUGUUAAGGACAAGGCUUGCCAAUCAGUAGCAGUGCAAGAAUUGUUGUAAGAUUAUCUACUUAACAAAUCGAAAUCAGUUUUGAGCUAGCCUAUGAUCAUCAAUAACGUGUGGACUAAGUGGGUUCCCACCUUCACUUAAUGGGUUAACAACAUUAAUAGAAGUCAAGAGGAAGAAAUACAAAGGCACAGGGAAACAAACUUCGUGCAAAAAAGGCAACCCACUCAGCCACGUACUAUAGUAAGUGGUCGACUUUCUUGUACCUCUUCUAAGAUUGUCAAAAAGCAACUUGCCCUUGUCCGCAACACAAUCAUCAACAUCAGAGGACAAACAAAGAGCGCAGAAUAGCGCUCCCUUAUUGCCUGACUUCCUACGAGUACAGGACUUCUUUGCAUCAUCGUCUGUAGUUAAGGGUAGGCUAGAGGUGCUCCCGUUGCCGUUUGUUUCGCCUUUCUACUCAAGGGGAAGGGCAUAACGAACGGGGUGAGCGAACGCCAAAACCCCACCUCUAACGUCGGCGGAGAUGGUCCAGAGACCUUGAGAGGUAUGAAGAAUUUCGUAUCCCUUGGUCCUCUUCCCCAACGUAUGCCGUGGCCAGUGGCGAACGGGAAAGGAUUACCAGCACAGUGUGGUAUCUAAAAAUGCUGAUACUUAUUCAGUCAGACUGAGACUCAGAAGCUGAUCAUAGUACAUUUUUCACAUUAUAGCUUUAGACGUAAAAAGACGUUGGCGUUGGAGGUGAAAGAUUUAUUUUAGGACUAGGUAGCAAUUGCAAUUCCUCAUGCUCGCCAGAUCCCAAGCGACCAGAGUGGUUAGUGCGAGAAGACAGACUGCUGUUGGACGUCAACGCUCACAAAGUGAGUGACAAAGUUCGAGCGCUCGCUGUUGUGACCGUUAUGACCUAGCACCACAGGAGCUACACCCACGAGAAGAAGAAAGAGGGAAGCGAAGAAGAGGGAACCCAAGUCCGACUAGAAUAGUACAUCAUGAAAGGUCCUCGUGGCUACUUUCUUAGAAAGAAAGUCAAAGUCCGCUCCUAGCGUGACUAAAUACUUUCUUGGAAAGAAAGUCAAAGUCCCUUAGUACAACUGUUUGUUAGUGCUAAGUAUACCUCAGAAGUUGAUAGUACUGGUAAAGGAGCUUUAAUUUCUACUCAAAGUCUUGACCUUCUUCCGUGGAAAAUAUCUUGAUAUUAGAAUACAUGAAAAAAUACUAGUACAACUACCUUCUUGCAAACCUCUACCUCAAUUACGAACGGCAUCAAUUUCAAUAUAUGUUCUUGGUUUUUCAUUCUAUUGAUCGAAGCUGCAGGUGCCGAUGACUGGGGCAAGCCUGCAGAUCGGCCAAAUUGGUCCAGGACUUUGCUGGCUGCCACGUUGCAACACCUUCGACAGUGGGGUCACGGAUUAGUAGCGAGAACGCAGUUCACUUUAUGAUGAUGGUAAUAGAGUUAGUGUUAGAUUUAGAUUAUGGAAGUCAACAUAAUUGACCAACAACUGUGUGAAGCUCAAGGUCAACAUCUUUGUGAAGGUCGAGGACAAAGUGUGACAACUUGGUUUUGAACUACCUCAGUCUUACUGGAUUUGGAUCAUGAGGCUCGAGAUGGUUAUGUUUCUGAGCUAAUGCUAGAGUGAUGAGUGAACAGGCCAACGCCAAAUCACUAAGCCAACUGCGCAGUUGGCUUAGUGGUUUAGGCGUUGGCCUGUUCACUUAUCAUAGAGUACUACAACGCUAAUCCACGACCAACGUCAGCAAUCUACUUCUAGCGAGGGUCGUGAAAGAACGCGUUCUCACCUCCAAGAUUGGCAAAGGUAUCAGUGCUCAGAGCAGAAGAAAAGUGCAGAACAAUGUGAGAAGGAUUUCCAACGGGAAAACUUCAACUGGGAGAAACACUUGAUGUUAGCGGAUUAUCUGAACUUGAAAGAAGGGAAAGGAUAUCUUAUGGGCAAUGGUUCCAUACUAGUACUACUACUCGAUUCUUGAGAUCUAUUACUUGUUUUAUCUUUAAGUAAGAAUGCAGUGAAGUUUAAGGUUGAAAUAAAUGUAUGCAUAGAACAGAAAAAUUUACGAUUAGCGGAAGAAAAAAGGAGAUUGACUGUGAUAGCUGCAAGCUGUAGCUGUUGCAUGUAUGACUUUGUAGAUACCGUAGUUGAUGAUUGAACGAAGAUUUCAUCCACGUCGUUUACAACUAUUUUUCCCCGGUUGACAUCAUCACAUGAUCUAUCAUAGUGCACUUGAAGGUGAAGAACGUGUGAAAAUGAUAACAACAAACAUAGAUAAUAAAUAUUUCCAGCACCUCCUUCAUGCACCGUUUCACCCACGUGGCGAUGCUAGAUGGUGACCUGGCACUGGUUAACAGGCAGGUGGAUUCUUUAGGCCUGCUCGCAUGGCAUAUGUGGAGAGCUGGGAAAUCUUUGUUCAUGGCGAACGAGGAUUGGCUGAAAUUAUGGCUGAAGAAACUCAGGCGGACGCUCAGCGUGUCGCGCAAGCGCAAUUAGGGAGAGUAAAUUAGACCUAUAACUUUAGCGCUAAGUACAGGAGAAGACGAAGGUGCUGCACGCUCGCACGCGCGACGCGGCAACGGUGGAUUUAUAUUGGCUACCGGAUCGUUCGGUCGCAAGCUUUUUCUAGACUCCUUCGAUGCCCACGUGCAUGGAAAUGGGCGUGGAACAAAGGGAAGUAGGUUAUGAUGAGAUGGGGAAUGGAAAUAGUAGGCCAUGAUGAUGAGAUGCAGAUGGGGAAUCAAUAGAAAUGAGCAUUUUCAUUCUACUAGCAGAGGAUGAGGAAGACGAGGAGAAAUGAGCAUUUUCAUUCUACCAGAGGAUGAGGAAGACGAGGUGGAUUUUUAUCUAGCAAGGAGGAUUUCUAAAACAUGGAGGCGCACCCGUUUGGCCACGGCUUGGGAUCCGACAGGAAUGCUCAAGCAAUGAGCAACUCUGUCUCAGUGACAUCAUGUAUAGUACCUCACAUCGAUUUCCAGAUGACAGUAUGGGUCCGUUUAAGGCUAUUCGAGAUACUUUGUUCUCAUCAUGUUCAAUCUCGUGAGAGCAGUUAUUUUCAUUUGCUAGGACUCAGAGAGACAUCACAAGACAGAGCACUUCUUGCCAAUAGCGCUGCUCUAACUUCUCCCCAAAUACAGCUGUAUCUACUAGUGGUGAAACAGACGCUGCACCAGGAUCAAACGUACCAGGCCAUCAAGGAGAACCACGAACAGCAAAGUCGUUGAUUUUCUUAUUAAGGCUACAAAAAAAUCCAUCUACCAGAAUCCAUGUUCCGCAUCGCCGUCCCGUUUUUACUGGGAAAACGGUGCAGCCCAAGAUGCUGCUGAAGAUGAAAAGGGAUUUCCUUAAAGAGUUCUACUAAUCUUAGGCUCAGGCACUUUUUGGAAUCGUGGUCGGAGCCCUCAAAAACCUGGGAUGCCGGAUCCCGAUGCACGCUUACACGUCCUGCACUAUAUGGGGGGAGGUCGGCAGCAGUCGUUGCGAGAUCUGUGCUCAAGUUAAGACUAUGUAGUGAUAGUGACUAUGACUAUGUGGUGUCCACUUAGGGUUUGGGUUUACGCAGACGAGGUGAUGUGGACUGUGGAUUAUGUUGUUGCUGAGUGCGUUGUGCUCCCGAUAUAAUCGUAAUUUGAAGGUCGAGAGUUGUUGUAAUCGUAAUUUCAAGGAUAAGAAAGACCAGGAAAGUGCCGAUUUAAUCUACGGGAGUUUGAUAUGGCUGGGGAGAGGUAAGAGAAUCCACUUAGAGCUGCGGAUAUCUAUUGGAGGAGGCUGGUGACUCUAAUAAAGUGGAGGGUAUUUCAGUGCUGUCGGAGGCGUAAUCGGAAGUAGUGCUAGGAAGGUGCUGAAAGUGUGUCGUGGAGGAGGGUCUGCAGGUGAAGGCUCAUACACCAGUGACCAAAGAACUUCUUUGGGUGGAACAGAAGGACUUACUUUUAUGGGAGGCAGUAGGCUUUUGGUGUUUCUGUUUUUAGUGUUUGUAUUUUUGACUCUCCCUAGAAGUAGCUUGCAGGGGAAGAGCAUAACAAAGAGACGGGGAAUUAACAGAAACACCAAGGCACGAGCCGAUCUCUAAUGCUUGCAAGUCGCAAGACAAGAUAAAGAAGGAAAAUGCUGACUCUUAUCCGCCAGGCGCUAGACCACGUGGAGACCCCUGGCCAUCCUGGAUUGCUACAGUGAUGCAGACGACCAACAAGGAAAAACUAUUUAAUUCAUCCAGCACGACCAGCACAGGAAAAGGAGCCGAUCAGCAAGUUGAGCCUAGCAGCACAGCAGUACCAUCUAGUACCUCUUCUAGCCCAUCUUCAGCAACACCAGAAGCAGAAGACGUCGCUUCUACUUCAGCACCUCCAGGACAGACCACACAGUUAUCGGGUGGAUCUUCCUCAGAUGAAAGUACAUCUUCUGGAGGCAAUUUGGUGCACCUUUCUUACCAAUGCUGUGAUAAACAGCAAUGGCAUUGCUGUGGGGAAAGCGGUAUGCAGAUUGCUGCACAGCGAAAGAAAAACGAUAAUGCAUGGCUAGCAUUCUACAUUCAUUUUUAUGGCGUUGAUAGGUGGAGAGAAGAAAGUGAGGUGUUUUUGAGCUGUUAUUUGUUAAUAUUUAUAAUUACAUCAGCUUGUUCUCUUAUUUUCAGGUUCCACUUUUUUUAUCCUGAGUUAGUAGUGGUUUGUCAUCGUCGUCGUGAGACCUUGACCUCUUACGUACUACGUUGUUUGUAAGUGCUCCUACUACUAGCGUAAGGUCUGUUUUUGGUUUUGAGACGAAACAUAUUUUACAAACAAACACCAACACUUGCGUUUGUUUACACAGCCUUCAACUUCAUCACUGUUACAACAACCAGAUAAGUUUAAGUACUCAUUAUGAAUAAUUAAUAUUCCACCUCUAUGUUAGUUGGGCGUCAAAAUUAUUAAACAACACUGGCGUUUGCGUAUUCUGCAUUACAAAUCAAUAAAAUCAAAAUUGCUUCAUACAAUAGGAGAACGCAGAAAGCGAGCUGCAGUGACGUAUCUGGUGGCGCGGAUCGCCUAUUUUCAUCCUGGAGCCGUCGUGUAUAUCGUGUCUGAUGGCGCGGACCGAUUUGAGCGCUAUUGUGACUUCGUCAAUAGAGACGGAGGUGGAGGUGGACAGUUUGCUCCUUUGAAGUUAGGUAGUUUGAAGUUAGGUCUUAGGACGAGGAGAGAAGAUAUAUCAUUUUGAAAAAAAUACUUGUUGUACAACUAGUAGAAGCACGCACACGCUGUAGGAACCUAUAGAACAAGUGAACAGUUGCACCUCGUGUACCUGAAUUACCUUGUACCUUGUGCAAGAACCUGUAGAGUCAGAGUCAAUAGUGAGUGAUUUAUUAUGUUGAUUGCCAUGAAAAUCUCUUUCUCUUCGUGGGCAGUACGCACGUCAACAUUGUUGUCGCCACGACCUCCCAUAGGAGAACAAGUCGAUCUCCCCUCGUCAAACUACUUAUUUUCAUCUCCCUGUCUCUCCGCCUCCUGUCCUCCAGCUGAAGAUCGAUGGCAUCCGUGGCCGUUUUUUCGGCGAUUUUGGGACGCCGCCUCAGCCGUGCCUCAAUCUGUGGAAUAUUUGGUAUAUCUAGAACCUGACGUAACCAUGCAUACCGCACUGCGGAAAGAACACAUGACAGAGGACGCUGGCGGGAUCCUAGAUCACAACGGCUUGUUUUCGGAUAGGUUAGUGAAUACCGUAGAACAAAUUGCGAGAAAAAAUGGCGCUGCCGAUUAUAGAUGUUAAGAAAGGAGGACUGGUGGUGCAAUGGACGAGUUGCAGAUCAGGUAGAAACAGGUAGUCAAGAAAAAGAAGAACUGACUCCUCGUCUAAGCAUUACAUUUGCAUUCAAUCCACUAAUAAAUCUGCGAUGAUGUGUAGAGCUACAAUUAUUAAACAUGAUAAAGAGUUGCAGUGGCUCAACCUCUACAAUCUAUCAGAUCGUUUACUCUUAGGAUAAUCUAAUCAACAUCGACCUAGUAUGAAGCGUAAAGAGUUGUAAGAGUUCAGCAAGGACUUCUCAAUAGUUCCGCAUUUAUUUGUUUCUAAUGAACGAAGUAUCGCGGCACCGGUCUCGCAGGCGGUAGCUAUUACAAGAAGAGUGCGAUACUAUCUGCUUUUUCGGACGAGGCAUCGAAGGCGAUAGAUUGGGGAAAAAUGUUCCGCUUUGGACCAAGUGCAGCGGUCUAUUCAAGCGACUUCGCAAUGCCUAUUGCUCUGGCACAUAAGUUAGGCCUCUCGUGAAAGCUUUUUCCAGUUAGAGUUAUAUUUUGUAAGAAGAAUAUAUGUUGGAAUUAGAAUGGGCUCUGCUCAAAAUCAAGGUCCAAGUGUGAACCUGCUCCAAGUCCCACACUGCGUUCGUACAAGAAACCCCCUUCAAUGUAUGCUUCCGGUAUUUGGUAUUGGUAACCUGAAUUUGAUCAUAAGGGAAAACAAGAAGAGAACCCUUGUGAUCAAAUUCAGGUUACCAAAUGCCGGAGCCUGCCACUUACUCAAUGAAGAACUACUUCUAAUUUCCGGUCUUUCCUACAAGCCUUGGCCUGCGGUUCGUCAAGCGUACGGCAGUUACAUCGACCGAGAGCAGCCUGGGAACGCGACCGUGUCUCUGAUUCACUAUAUUACGGGUGUAGGGGACUCAUUUCCGAAGUCAUCUGAAGAAGAAAGAACAAGACAAGAGGAAAGAACAAGACAAGAGUUCCAGAUGAACUUCCUUGAGAUGUUGAAUAUCAUAUGAUACCCCUUCUAACUACAAUCGAGACAUUCAAGGAGGGAAGCCGGAUAGCAGACUUCAGUUGGUGGCCAGCGCAGUCGGCAACACAGAUUCUUCAAUCGAAGGUGGUACUGGUACUGCAAGUGGAGGUGUAGAAUUUCGAAGGUUGCAGGAUUUCUUUUAUGACUAGUCAGAAUGAGAAUCAGAAGCAAGUUGUUGCUAAAGAUGCCAUUGUUCUUACUGAAACUGGUCAUGAGAAAUGAAGUCUCAGCACAAUAACGAAGUAGUUACAUCGAUCUUCAUUUCGAAAUUCUAGUUUUUUUGAGUUAUUCGCUUUGGUUCUGCACCUCUUCAUCAUCACUUGAUUUCGCCCCUCGUCAUCGUCCUCUAACCUCCCACAAGAGCCGCCUUGCAAUACAUCGACAGUCCAAAUAGAAGCUGGAGUGCGCGAGCACCAAACAUAUGCCAACUGUGUUGGAAUUUGGCGGAGUAUAAACGAAGAUUCGGCACGUCGAAAUGUGCGCCAAACUUCGACUACGUAUACACACCUGAUGCCCUGCCUAAAGACGCGAGACCGGGGGAGCGAGCUGCGGUGAUGAGGAUGCGAUAGAAAAUGUAGAUGGGGCUAGUUUUUGUACUAAGUAGAUUGUGUUAGAUUGGAUCAGAUUGUGCUAGAUAUGCGCUGGAAAUAUACUUCAGCUUGAAGCGAUUAACGAAACGUAAUAAAGAACUACGAAGUAGAUGGGAUUUAAUAUUUAUAUGGAAAUGAUCACUUUGCUGUUGACUUGUCAAAUACAAAUAACAGUGUGAUGCAUUAUUUGGUAUUCAGAAGCAGAACUCAGGAAUCGUGAAGGAAAAUUUUUACCAUUACUGUACUACUGAGAACGGAUGAAACAAUGCUGAUGAUGAAUAUGAGUGCAACUGGGUACGUGUACUGUUCGCUCUAAUCCGAUUCCUUUGUUCUCAGAGGUAUUUUGAGUGAAUCUUCGACUCUCUGCUCAACAAGAUCGUGCGGUUGGAAUAUCAGAACCUAUGCUGGC